Messenger RNA from Morone saxatilis (striped sea-bass), 945 nucleotides. Its product is annotated as cytochrome c oxidase subunit 5A, mitochondrial-like. The transcript is spliced from 5 exons. Gene Ontology annotation, cellular component: mitochondrial inner membrane. Lineage: Eukaryota; Metazoa; Chordata; Actinopteri; Moronidae. The record is from RefSeq and is a predicted model, not a curated record. Gene Ontology annotation, biological process: mitochondrial electron transport, cytochrome c to oxygen. Bases 83 to 508 code for a protein of 141 amino acids.
GUAUAGCGUACGUGACGGGCCAAGCAGUUAGCGCAGUCUUCCUCAGAAAGCUCCCCGGUUCGUGUAGCUGGCUGCCCGCAUCAUGUUCAGAGCCGCCGUCCGACUCUCGGUCUCCGGUGUGCGGAGUUUAACCCGUACACAACCAGGGUGCCAAGCUCUUUUGGCCUCAAGGUGUUACUCCCAUGGGAAGCAGGAGACAGAUGAGGAGUUUGAUGCCCGCUGGGUCACCUAUUUCAACAAGCCAGACAUCGAUGCAUGGGAGCUGAGAAAAGGGAUGAACACGUUGAUUGGUUAUGAUCUCGUACCUGAGCCAAAGAUUCUCGAAGCGGCACUGAGAGCCUGUCGGAGGUUAAAUGACUUGGCCAGCGCUAUCCGAAUUUUGGAAGCUGUGAAGGACAAAGCCGGCCCUCAUAAAGAUAUCUACCCAUACCUGAUCCAAGAGCUGAAGCCAACAUUAGAGGAGCUUGGCAUCUCUACACCCGAAGAGCUCGGCAUUGACAAAGUGUAGAUGAAUCUAACGACGGUGGAUAUCCCCUUGACACACAAACCUUGUACUUAAAUGUUUGCCUCCUGUAAUACGUGUGAUAUUUAAUUUGGCCUUUAUUAAGUGCUUUUGCUUGUAAAAUAUUGAUGAACCUAAUAAAGGAAAAUGUAUCUUUAUUGAGUGUCACAAGUAUGUUUGGGAUAUUUUAAAUAGUUUGAUUACUUAUUGAAGCAAUACAUUCAAUUCAUUCAAGUUGCUUUAAUAGAGAGCAGAGCCUCACUUUAUGGUGCAUGUUGUUCCGUGAGUGUCUGGACGUUCUUGUGAGAAUCACAUUUUGCCACCAGGGAGCAGCGUUUUCACAUGAAUGUAAAAAUCAUUUUACUGUAUCAAUCUAUAUUACAUCUGUUUUCAUUUCAGGGAAAAUGUACAUGCUGGUAAAAUAAACUUGUUCGAAUGACAAA